Molecule: messenger RNA, 1439 nt
Organism: Dissoconium aciculare CBS 342.82
Lineage: Eukaryota; Fungi; Ascomycota; Dothideomycetes; Mycosphaerellales; Dissoconiaceae
Exons: 1
Coding region: 94-1263 (389 amino acids)
Source: RefSeq, a predicted model, not a curated record
UGGUGAAUGUCUAGUCAUCCGCCUAAAAUGAUGUUGCGUGCUGGUCAGUGGUAGUAAUAAUCGGAGGUCGCAGAGGAAACAAAAGGCCAGUGGAUGCCACCGCCGACUCCUUUCUCGGUUACCUCUUCCGUCAACCAUUCCAUUCUGCAAAGGAAAGCAGUAAAUCGAAAAGAAGGACAGGAAAAGUGUCUUUGGACUAAACGAGUGAGAGAGAAAGCUUUCCGUGAUCCUCUCCUUUUGCCUGUCGCUCGUUGUCGUUGUUGUUGCAUACACAUCGUUCGUCGUCGCCUGCAGAAGUCCCAUUCCUACGUACAUCCUUCGCUACUCGAGCCACCCGUGCCAGCACCGUCACCAGCAAAAGAAAGCAUCAUCGCCGACAGCAUCGUCAUUACUACUCGAGACGCAAGUGUCCCUUCGAAGUCUUGCAGAUUUUCCUGCCCGUUGGCCCCACGCUGUUGUACUCGCAUCCGAUUUGACGCAGACUCACCCGGACCAUCGAGCUGCACGUCCCGAAUCGGGCUGCCUGAAUUGACCACUUUGGCCCCAAAUUGUCUUUCGUUUGCAGCACCGCGCAGGCCAGCGCUGGCUUUGCUACGUGAGCAUCACAUCUCCACCAGCCAACCAACCAACCAGCGCAACAGCACAACGGACGUGCAUAUUUCCCUCGUCUCCUGUUCUCACGGUCUGCAUCGCUGCCCGGCCCUGCGCCCAGACGGAAUCGGUCAAUCAUCAUUCGCCGACACAGAGGAACAGAGAAAAAAACUGUCGCGUGUGCCCUUACCCACAUUACGCAUCCUCUGCGAUCUACACUACUACCACUAUCACGACCACGGCGUUGUUGGUCGUCCACGUAAUCGCAACAGCGAUCACAGCCACUCCCGCGGGAGAUCCAUCAUCCAACGACGACGACGGCGAAAGCGUUGCGGCAAAGAAAGGGUUGUGACAGCAAAAGUAUCACGGCUGUUUAUUGUUUGGUCAUCAGUCAGCACUGGAAGUUCUAGCUGGAGCCGUCGACCUGGAAAUUAUUUCCACCUUGGGCAGCCUGGCAGAAACCGGCCGCAGGAAGAGAAAUCAGGUCACAUUCACCCCGAUCAGCCCGCCCGCCAGCCCGCCCGUCCGCCCAAUUCAUCAGCGAACACCUGGGUAUUAUUGCCGACCGUUGCAGUGCAGCACUUGGACGGUACGGAGUGUACCCUGUUUCUCGUUUCGUUGCUGCAUGUCAACCCGGGCCCCACCGAUUCUGGACGAUUGACGGUCGAUUGAUCAUUCCUCCGCUCAUCACCACCACAAAACGCAUAUGCGGGCGCACAGAUCAUCAUCCACCACCACCAAUUCUCAGAUUAUCACCACCUACCCACGCUUUUGCGACUCGCAGCCUGCAGUAGCCUGCAACCGCCCAUCCAUUUCCAUCAAUUGGGCUAACCACAGCUGCACACCCA